CGUAUUGCAGCAUAUCCUAACAUUGUAAUAGCUCUUAUGUCUUAGCCAACAUUUAUUUAUUUCCUGUCUGAACCCAACAACCUUAUCCUUUCUUCAUCACGAAAAAAGACUCAAAACUUUGUUUGACAAAAAAAUUUUCAAUUGCCAAUUUUUUUUCCUGAAACCUUUGAUAUUAGUGUAUGUCAUUUCUCAUCUCUUAAAAAAUGGCAGAUGUCAUCUCUUGCAACUGUUACUCUUCUUUAGCUGCCUCUAAAUGGAUUAAUCCAAGAAUACCCACCAAAGGUUCUAGCUUUCUAGGGACUCUAAAGAGCAGUUCUUGGUGGAAUAGGCAGUUCCUGUCCAAAUGUCGUUCUCAGAGGCAUGUUCAGUGUCAGCUUCAAAAUGGGCAGAAAGGGAGGUCAUUUUCUCUGAAGGAAUCUGCACUCUCCAUUGUUUUGGCUGCUGGGCUGAUAACUGGAAUGCCAUCACUGGAUUGGUCUCCUAAUGCUUAUGCAGCUAGUCCUGCAUUGCCUGAUUUGUCUGUUCUAAUCUCUGGACCUCCAAUAAAAGACCCUGGAGCAUUGUUGAGAUAUGCAGUGCCAAUUAACAAUAAAGCUAUUAGAGAAGUACAAAAACCACUUGAGGACAUAUCAGAGAGUCUCAAGAUUGCUGGUGUCAAGGCACUUGAUUCUGUCGAGAGAAAUUUGAGGCAAGCAUCUCGAUCCCUUAAGCAAGGGAAAACCUUAAUUAUCUCUGGAUUAGCUGAAGCAAAGAAGGACCAUGGAGUGGAAUUGCUUGACAAGCUGGAAGUUGGGAUGGAGGAAUUACAACAGAUUGUGGAGGACAGGAAUAGAGAUGCUGUGGCGCCUAAACACAAGGAGCUGCUUCAAUAUGUUGGAGAUGUUGAAGAGGAUAUGGUGGAUGGCUUCCCCUAUGAAGUGCCUGAAGAAUAUCAAAGUAUGCCUCUUCUGAAGGGGAGAGCGGCUGUGGAUAUGAAGGUCAAAGUCAAGCACAAUCCUAAUCUAGAGGAGUGUGUGUUCCAUAUAGUUCUGGAUGGAUAUAAUGCCCCAGUAACUGCCGGAAAUUUUGUUGAUCUGGUGCAAAGGCACUUCUAUGAUGGCAUGGAAAUUCAGAGAGCUGAUGGGUUUGUUAUUCAAACUGGAGAUCCUGGAGGUCCUGCAGAGGGCUUUAUUGAUCCUAGUACUGAGAAAACCCGAACAAUACCAUUAGAAAUAAUGGUUGAUGGGGACAAAGCGCCUGUCUAUGGAGCAACACUAGAGGAGCUUGGUCUAUACAAGGCUCAAACGAAGAUUCCCUUCAAUGCUUUUGGAACCAUGGCCAUGGCCAGAGACGAGUUUGAGAACAAUUCUGCCUCAAGCCAGGUAUUUUGGCUGUUAAAAGAAAGUGAACUAACACCUAGUAACGCCAAUAUAUUGGAUGGUCGGUAUGCUGUGUUUGGUUAUGUGACAGAAAAUGAGGAUUUUUUGGCAGACCUAAAGGUUGGUGAUGUUGUAGAGUCAAUUCAAGUAGUUUCUGGCCUGGAUAAUCUAGUCAAUCCUAGUUAUAAGAUAGCUGGUUAGAACUUUUUUGUGUUUUUGGAAUUGCAUAUUGUCACUUCUGAAUAAAGCAGCUUGCUUCUUGUGACUCAGUUCAUUUUGUAAUCUUUCACUUUGAGAGAAUUGUAAUAUUUCAACUGAGAAUUUAUUAUUUUUUUGAAUAAUAU
Durio zibethinus is the source of this 1702-nucleotide messenger RNA. RefSeq names its product peptidyl-prolyl cis-trans isomerase CYP38, chloroplastic-like. Gene Ontology annotation, molecular function: peptidyl-prolyl cis-trans isomerase activity. Gene Ontology annotation, biological process: protein peptidyl-prolyl isomerization. The record is from RefSeq and is a predicted model, not a curated record. Lineage: Eukaryota; Viridiplantae; Streptophyta; Magnoliopsida; Malvales; Malvaceae.